AUGCCUGCGACGGAUGCUUCAUAUGCAAACAUUUUGAAAAAAAAUGUGAAUUUAAUUGUUAAGCCAAAAAACAACGAUCAGCCUCAUGCAGCGACAAGACUUAAGAUGCGUCAGUCUGUUGAUCCGGUAACUAAUAACAUUAAAUUUUCUCAAGUAAAAAACAUAAAAAAUGGGGGAUUACUUAUAAAGUGUGAUGGAUCUGAAGAUGCCAGCAAAUUGAAGGAGUUGGCUUCAUUGCACCUUGCUGAUGAUUAUGAAGUCAAGGAAGUGAGGAAGUUUAACCCCCGUUUGAAAAUUGUAGGAAUGUCUGAGUGUAUUGACAAAGAACAGCUCAGUGUUAUACUGAAGUCUCAGAAUAGUGUAUUUCAAAAUGAUAGUGAGUGUACUGUGUUAAAAGUGUGGCCAACUAAGAAGUCAGGUGAUGUUUUUCAAGCUAUUCUAGAUGUUGACAUUGCUACAUACUCGAGUAUUCUUAGUCGAGGCAAUCUGAUUGUUAAUUUUGAAAGCUGCAUUGUAUAUGAUGCAAUCAGUCUGAGGUUGUGUUUUAAAUGUUGUGGGCACAAUCACUACGCUAAAAAUUGUAAAAGCAAAGUUCAAGUUUGUGUAAAAUGCUCUUUAGAUCAUAAAUUAUCUGAGUGUAGGUCGGCCUCUUUGAAAUGUAUCAAUUGUGUCAAUGCUCGACUUCCAAAUUCGAAUCAUGCUGCUUGGGAUGCAGACAACUGCACUUUGUAUAUGAAGAAACUGGCAGAAUAUAAAAAAUCUAUUAUUGGUGAUAUAUAG
Messenger RNA from Acanthoscelides obtectus, 780 nucleotides. The record is from the annotation of a GenBank genome assembly. NCBI's taxonomy places the organism in Eukaryota, Metazoa, Arthropoda, Insecta, Coleoptera, Chrysomelidae.